Pectinophora gossypiella (pink bollworm) is the source of this 3003-nucleotide messenger RNA. RefSeq lists its product as uncharacterized. Lineage: Eukaryota; Metazoa; Arthropoda; Insecta; Lepidoptera; Gelechiidae. The transcript is spliced from 2 exons. The record is from RefSeq and is a predicted model, not a curated record. The coding region runs from base 101 to 2899 and encodes 932 amino acids.
CCUUAGCUAAACGCCGACUGAAAAAAUGAUUCUUAUGUAACAUUAAUAUAAAUAAACCAAGAAUUAACGCCCUCCUUUGCUUUCUGCCGUCGUUGAAAAGAUGAAGGAACUGUUCGCUAUAAUACUCCUUCUAUCAAUAAGUGAAAGUGUUACAAGCCACGAUUUAAACAGUUUUAAAUGUUUACCGUCACAGAAUCUCAAUACAAGUGAACAGCCAAGUCGUAAUACGUACAGCGUACGACAAACGAAUUUCAAAUGCGUAUCCAGAGAUUUCGUGCCUUAUUCUCAAGGAAUCCUAGAUGUAAGUCUGGAGAUAAAUUUCGUAUCAGCAGAUGAUGAAUUAUCAGUCACCGUUUAUGCAAAAGGCGAGGACAUUGACAUCACUAUUGGGAACGAAGAUAUUUACGGAGCAGAUAUGGAGUAUACAAGUGGAUAUCGGAAGAUUCAAAUAUUUAUUCCCAGUAAAAAUGUGAACAGUUAUGUAACCCUAUCAGGCAAAGUGUCACAACGUUCAACUAUAGUAGUAAAAUCAGUCAAGUUCAUAUCUCAUAAGUACACUCAGGAUCUACUAAACAUUGUAACAGAUGGGAAAGGUAACAAUCAAUAUACAUAUCACGAUAUAUUUCAUGAACUCAAUAGAAACGAUGAGAACACUGAAUCUACAAAUACAGAUGUGACAGUGACUAAUCCAACGGAAAUUGUAACUGAUGUAACCACUCCGACAGAAACGACUAUAGAAGUCACUGAUGUGACCACUCCAACAGAAACGACUAUAGAAGUUACUGAUGUAACCACUCCAACAGAAACGACUAUAGAAGUGACUGAUGUAACCACUCCAACAGAAACGACGCUAGAAGGCACUGAUGUAACCACUCCAACAGAAACAACUGUAGAAGUUACUGAUGUAACCACUCCAACAGAAACGACCGUAGAAGUUACUAAUGUUACCACUCCAACAGAAACGACUGUAGAAGUUACUGAUGUAACCACUCCAACAGAAACGACGAUAGAAGUUACUGAUGUAACCACACCAACAGAAACCACGAUAGAAGUCACUGAUGUAACAACUCCAACAGAAACAACGAUAGAAGUCACUGAUGUAACCACUCCAACAGAAACGACGCUAGAAGUCACUGAUAUAACCACUCCAACAGAAACCACGAUAGCAUUCACUGAUAUAACCACUCCAACCGAAAUUACAAUUAUAACUGAUAUUACUGAUACUACUGUUCCAACAGAAACCACGAUAGAAGUUACUGAUGUAACCACUCCAACAGAAACGACGAUAGAAGUUACUGAUGUGACCACUCCAACAGAAACGACUGCAGAAGUUACUGAUAUCACCACUCCAACAGAAACGACUGUAGAAGUUACUGAUGUAACCACUCCAACAGAAACGACUAAAGAAGUUACUGAUGUAACCACUCCAACAGAAACUACUAUAGAUGUUACUGAUGCAACCACUCCAACAGAAACCACGAUAGAAGUCACUGAUGUAACAACUCCAACAGAAACAACAAUAGAAGUCACUGAUGUAACUACUCCAACAGAAACGACCGUAGAAGUUACUGAUGUUACCACUCCAACAGAAACGACUGUAGAAGUUACUGAUGUUACCACUCCAACAGAAACGACUAUAGAAGUCACUGAUGUAACCACUCCAACAGAAACGACCGUAGAAGUUACUGAUGUUACCACUCCAACAGAAACGACUGUAGAAGUUACUGAUGUAACCACUCCAACAGAAACGACGAUAGAAGUUACUGAUGUAACCACUGCAACAGAAACGACUAUAGAUGUUACUGAUGUAACCACUCCAACAGAAACGACUGUAGAAGUUACUGAUGUGACUACUCCAAAAGAAACGACUGUGGAAGUUACUGAUGUAACUACUCCAACAGAAACCACGAUAGAAGUCACUGAUGUAACCACUCCAACAGAAACGACCGUAGAAGUUACUGAUGUUACCACUCCAACAGAAACCACAAUAGAAUUCACUGAUAUAACCACUCCAACGGAAAUUACAAUUAUAACUGAUAUUACUGAUACUACUAUUCCAACAGAAACCACGAUAGAAGUUACUGAUGUAACCACUCCAACAGAAACGACUGUAGAAGUUACUGAUGUAACCACUCCAACAGAAACGACUAUAGAAGUCACUGAUGUAACCACUCCAACAGAAACGACUGUAGAAGUCACUGAUGUAACCACUCCAACAGAAACGACGAUAGAAGUAACUGAUGUAACCACUCCAACAGAAACGACGAUAGAAGUCACUGAUGUAACCACUCCAACAGAAACGACUGUAGAAGUCACUGAUGUAACCACUCCAACAGAAACGACGAUAGAAGUAACUGAUGUAACCACUCCAACAGAAACGACGAUAGAAGUCACUGAUGUAACCACUCCAACAGAAACGACCGUAGAAGUUACUGAUGUUACCACUCCAACAGAAACGACAGUAGAAGUUACUGAUAUCACCACUCCAACAGAAACCACAAUAGAAGUCACUGAUAUAACCACUCAAACGUAUAUUACUGAUACAGCCACUCCGACAGGAUCGACGACAGAAGUUAUUGAAACAAUCACACCCACAGAAAUUACAACUGAUGUUACUGAUACUACUACUCCAACAGAAACUACAACAGAUAUAGUCGACACUACUACUGACGAAGCAACUACAGAAAACCCUGAAGAGAACCCAAUACCUGCCAUUGCGCAACCAAUUGUAAUAGCUUUAAUAGUUAUAGCAUCUGUUCUAGUAGCCGUGACCAUUGUCACAUUCAUAAUUUACCAAUUUAAAUCAAGUAUGAUCGACGGAGUGGCUUCAUACGACAAUGCUGAUGAAGAUCUACCUACACUUAUAACUUUGCCAAAAUCGAAACCUAUUGAGACUUAAAAUAUUAAAAUACCUUAUCUAUGUUAUGAAUUCCAAGCGGACUUCACCUAGAUACGUUAGUAUUAAAGUAAAUAAAUAAAUAAAUAAAAAAUAUACAAUAGAUC